Molecule: messenger RNA, 768 nt
Organism: Scleropages formosus (Asian bonytongue)
Lineage: Eukaryota; Metazoa; Chordata; Actinopteri; Osteoglossiformes; Osteoglossidae
Gene: rgs9bp
Product: regulator of G protein signaling 9 binding protein
Exons: 3
Coding region: 1-768 (255 amino acids)
Source: RefSeq, a predicted model, not a curated record
AUGACGCUCUGCAACAGCAAGGUUGCUGACCGUGGGGGCGAUGGCUCCCAGCAGCCCCUGGAGGAGGCGAAGACGCUCGUGGACACACUGGCCAAGGUGGUGGCGUGCUACCGGCAGCUGUCCUCAUGCGUGGGGGGCUCCUCGGACAGCGUGCGGCUGCGCGGCGAGCUCCGGCAGACCCGGGAGCGAGCCCAACAGCUGGCGUUGACCGGCCGGCAGCUCCUGACAGCCAGGCUGCGUGACAAGGCUCUGCCCAGGGAGGAGCGGCUAGAGAUGGAACUGCUGUGGGUGGCUUUCUCAUCCAGCCUGGAGAUCUUCCACGCCGAUAUGUGCAAAGUGUGCAGCCUGGGCCAGAACUUCCCCCUGUCCUCCAGGACCAGCGCCUUGGUGCAGACCGGAGUACAAGGGGGGAUGGCUGAGGUGACCGCGCGGGCGCUCAGCCUGCCGGAGCUGAACCGCGAUGAGCCCGCAGCCAGCGUGGAGCGCCUGGAGCAGGGGGACCUGGAGGUGGAGACGACUCGUGUGGACCAGAUGAUCGAGGACAUGGAGCAGAAGGUGAAUGUGCUGCGCUGGACCGUGGAGGCCCGGGGACCACGGUACGCAGAGCCCCUCAGCGCCGGGGACGGCUCCUCGCUGGCUCUGCUCUCCGCAGAUGCGGAGGACCCCGGCCGGCGGCGCGAACGCAGCCAGCUGCUAGUCGUGGUGGUGGUGAGCGUUGCGGUUGCGGUGGCCACAAUGCUGUUCGUCUGCAUUGUGUAUCUGGUUUGA